Symsagittifera roscoffensis is the source of this 6967-nucleotide messenger RNA. RefSeq names its product titin-like. The record is from RefSeq and is a predicted model, not a curated record. Bases 119 to 6856 code for a protein of 2245 amino acids. The transcript has 13 exons. Gene Ontology annotation, biological process: regulation of transcription by RNA polymerase II. NCBI's taxonomy places the organism in Eukaryota, Metazoa, Xenacoelomorpha, Acoela, Convolutidae.
GAUGAAAGAUAGAUUCUGUACAUAUAGUUAACUUAAUAUAUUAAUAGAGAAAUGAUUUCGCGGAGAAUUGGUUUUGAAUAUUGAGAAUAUGUGUAAAUCCUGAGUAGUCAGAUCGAAAAUGUCUUCGAAACGAACCAAUCGAGCUCGGCAAACUUCUGGUCCAGAUGUGGAAAAAGAUCAGAGUUUGCGCCGGUCUGCUCGAGCGCCAAAAACAACAGAACCAGAAAUAGAAACUUGUCCAAAAGAGAAGACAAGUGCAAUCAUUGGAAUGGAUAAUAUGCCGAAAGAGUUGACUGCAAUUUUCUGUGCCAGAGGUGCUGGGAAAAGACAGCCGAAGCUGAUGACGAAUAUUGUGUUGCCGAGUAUGAUAAAAGUGGGAGGAGAAAAUGAGGAGGAUGACGAUGACUUCCAUGUCCAAGAAGAGGAACUAGAGGAAGAGGAGUCGUCAAGUGAUGAUGAGAAAAAUGAUCAAGGUGCUUCUGCUGAUAGCAAUAAAGAAGAUGAUGAAGAUGAAUCUGAAAGCGAAGAGCAGCUUCAAAAUGUCUUGGGCGAUGUUGCCGACAGUAGCGACGAAGACCUCGACAAAACUCUAGACAAGUUCGGUCAACAACAGUCCGUUACCAAUGUAAUAGAUGCUAUUGGCUCCACAACUGUAACUCAACCUCUACUAUGUGCAGUGUGUCUUCUAACCGAAGGUGAAUUAGACGACUACAUUGUCCAAUGCGACAAAUGUGGAGUCUCAGUACACGAAGGAUGCUACGGUGAUUACCCUGACGUCGAUUCGGCUUCGGACAACCAAUCAGAAUCGAGCGAUGGGUCCGAAACCGAGCCUUGGUUCUGCUCUGUUUGUCUCGCAGGACUAAAAACCCCUCCCCCUUGCGAACUUUGCCCGUCUAUAGGGGGUAUCUACAAACGAACAGACGUGAAUAAGUGGAUACAUGUAGUGUGUGGCCUCUAUAUACACCAGGUGUCUUUUGGCGAGACUGACAGAUUAGAAAAUGCAUGUCUACAGACUAUUCCAUAUCAGCUCUGGGGUGCUAAGCAGUGUAUGUUCUGUGAGGAUGAGAGGUUCUCAAGGUCGGGCAUUACGCUCCAAUGCGGUGCUGGCCGCUGCAAAACAUACUUCCAUCCUUCUUGUGGACAAAAGAUGGGGUUUCUGGCGGAGGCCGAAGCAGCUGACACUUCGAAGCCUCAAAAUGAUGUAGAUGUUUUGGGCGGAGGAAACGGUGCUGGUCACCCAAGUGCUGUGAACUUCUUCGCCUACUGCAAAGUGCAUUCCGACUCAGACACCAUCAAGUCUAGACUGAGAGCCUACAAGAGUUUGCAGAAACAAAUCUCUAACUUCACUUGCUGCAUGACAGGCAAAAUUGAACGACGAUUCGAUCGGCAAAGUGCAAAGUACCUGGACAGUAGAAAAAACAUAGAGUCCUGGUUCCCAGAGAACCCGAACCAGAGGCUGGUUUCAACUGUGCCUGCUGUGAGUCGAAUUCUAACCCAGAGGGCAGAAGACCUAGGCAAGACAUUCAAGGGAGUUCCUCUGGAGCUGAAUGUGAAUGUGGCCAAUAAGUGGUACUUGACGCCAGCGUUUGACGUCAAUUUUGUGGCUUACUUCCAAGAUCGUGAAAGGAGGUUUGAAGAAUUAGAAAAAUCAAUAGUUUCGAACGUCACUCGGAACAAAGAACUUAAAGACGAGCUUUACGACCUUGAGAAGAAGUUGCGGAAAAUCAACCACGGCGUUGACAACAUGCAAAUUGUCGUGAACAAAAGAGUCGAACAACUUAUAUCUGCGACCCAAAACUUGAAAGGAAUGACAAAUCUAGAAUAUGCUUUACCCGUUACGUGUACAUCGAGUUUAGAGCUGUUAAGUCAACAACAGACUGUUAAAAAGAGCAGCGGCUCGACUGUAGUUGGUGCUAGAAACAAUAAAAGUGAUACUGUCGAGGCCUCCCAAGAUUCGCUCCACGACGAGGAGGUUUUGCUGGUGUUGCAGAAAUGUGAUGUGUGUAAAUUGAGAAAUAAUCAACAUCUGCUGAUACAGUGUGACUCGUGCAAGAUGCAUUUCCAUAUCAACUGUCUAGAUCCUCCACUGAGUCGAGUGCCAAAGAAAGGAGAAAAAUGGCUAUGGCAAUGCAAACUGUGCUGCCCUGAUACGACUAAAGUUCAAGUGUUCGAAGACAACCUGCCUCGCACGCGGAAAAGAACUGUUCUUUUCGGAGCCGAUGGAAAAGAAAAAGAGGAUGAAGAAAAACCAGAAGAACAACCGGAGAAAACUUCAGAUGAUGCAAAGAAAGAGGGUUUGGAAGAAAAUAACGAAUUGAAGCCAAGUAAACAAGCAGAAACAGCUCCAGAGGUUGAAGCUUUAUGCCUCCAAGAAAAGCCGGUCAGUCAGUUCCAAGAAAAGGCUUUGGGAACAGCUACUUCGAGUCUAUUUCUUUCAGAGCCUAAUAAGUCAACUGCCUUAAAACCUUCCAAGCCAACGCUCUCAUCUAUCGUGAAGCCUUCAGACGUUUUUGACUUCCAAGGCUCAGAUGAAGAAGCAGAAAGUGAUGAAAAUAUAUUGCAAAAACUUCCCGAACAAAAACAGCAGAAUUCAGAAACCGAAGCUAAAAACAAAAGUAUUGAACAAAAGGACACCGUUUAUACAAAUACUCGGAAAGAAACAAAUAUUGAAAGUUCAUUUGAAACAGUGGACUCCAACAAGAGCUCUGCAGAGUUUAAUAUUAAUAUUAAAACGCCUCCACCCAUUAAACCAACUUCAAUCAACCUCCCAGCUCUCGGCAGUCGAUCUUUGCAUGAGUACGGGGAUGAAACAACGCCCAGUCCCAGCGAUAAAACGUUGACAUCUUCAACAAACUCCUUCGAAACUGUCCAAAUACGCGAGGAAGACGUUUUAGCUAGAGUAGAAAUUAAUGUACCUGGUCAUCAGCGCAUUGAUCCUUGUUCGUCGCGCGAAGAAACUAUAGCGCAAGAUGAGAGUUCAGUUUUGAAUACUAGUAGCGAGACCGAAAAGCUUAAUGUCCCUUCAGUAGAUCCGAAAUCACCCUCGUCGGAUGGAGAAACGGUUGGGUUUGAGAAUGAAGUUGAAAAAGAAAAGUUAGCUGAAGAAGUUCCUAAGGCAAGAAAAUUUACGUUUGAAAAGGUUGAAACUAGCAAAGAUGGCGCAAUCAAAGCUGAAACACCAACUGGCGAUGGGCUGAAUUCACUGCCUAAAUCUUCACCCCUGGAUCUGAUAGACAAGUGGGCUAAUGAAUCGGAACAAUCUAGACCACCAGUGACAAUCAGCUUUCCGAGUGGAACCAAAGAAGCGCCGAAACCGUCAGUGGAAGAAAAUGGGAAAAGUGACCAAGCAAUUGACGAUUUGAUUGUUACAGAAAUCAUUUGCAGUAAUUCUGGAAGCGAGCAUGCAGAGGACAUGCCAUCUAAAAUUGAAUCCUCAGUAACAAAAGAAGCGCAUGAGAAAGAGAAUGAAGCUGCUCGACCAGUGCCGGAAGUUUCCAAGCCAAAUGAAUCUGCAAGUGAAACUGAGUUUCAAAAAGUUGAAGGCGUUGCAAAACGUAGAAUGACUAAUGGAUUAGGAGAAACUUUGCCCAAGCAUGAAGAUGUUAAUGUGGAAAAAGAGGCUACCAGUUCUAUGGAAAAUAAGUCUGGCAACCAAAACGAUUUUGUGCACAAAAGGCAAUCGGAGGUUUCUAGCUCGGCAACAGAUCAAUUCUCGGCCGAAGAAGUGCAGUAUCGAGAAAUAACAAAAAUAUCACCGGAUGGAGAGCCGGUGAUUGUGCGAAUCGCGAUCAAGCCAAAGAGUAGAACUCAAGAACAUGUCUCUACUGUAGAUAAAAAUGGAGGGUCCACAUUAAAUAAAAGCGUAAUUAAUAUAAUUAAUAAAGUUUCUGAUAGUUCUCCUAUUGCGAAGAUCGAAAAAAGUCAGAACACUGAGACGACUGUAGUUCAAUUUAACCAGGAAGCCGCUAGCGAAAAUUUAAAGCCGCAUCUAGAAAAAAAUCAUUUGACUUCGACUAAAGAACCAAAGUUAUCAGGAGAAGAUAUUCGUAAAGCUUUGCACAAAAAUGUCAAGCCAAUCAAGGAAAAAGGUAAUUCUAAAAUAAAAGAAACUUCAUCUGAGAGACGACACAUAGAACCUCAGAUUAAUGAUACUAGUAAUCAUCAAGUUGAGAAAGACGAGCGCAAACACAAGAAGAAGCACAAAAAAGAAAAACGGCGAAAAUCUGUCGAUCUUGAUGAUUCGAGACAUGUGUCUGCAAAAAGACCAAAAUUAGAUUUAGUUUCUACUAUUAAAGAGUUAGCGGUCGCUGUCGACAAAACGCCGGCUUCAUUUUCGCAAAAACACGAAUUAAUGGUCAAUCUAAGUCCAAUUCAAGCUGUAGAGCUCAAGUCGCCAUUAAUGACAAAAAUAUCUCCCUCGCAAUUGAAGCAGAAAGAACACUUUAAACCAUCAGACGAUAUAGAAGUUAAGCCUUCCAAAGAGACGAAAGUUGUUAACAGGCUAGAAGAGCAAGGUCAUUUUGACGAAACGAAUGAAGUAGUUAAUCAGAAGAUCUCAACAUCGCCAAAAUUGGAUAAUAUUGAAGUCAAGUCGGCAACGUCAAGUGUCGGUCAUUCCGCAGCUGAAAAACAAGCGAAUCCAAAAGUGAAAUCAAUCAAUAGUAAUGCAGCUAAUCCGAUAAGUGAAAAAUCAAUGGGUGCUCUUGGUUCUAAACAACUUCCUCCAAAUUUGGGACUCGAAGAGUCAGGUCUCGCUAGCAGCAAUGAGUAUCAGAAAUCAGCAGAUGAAUUAAAAAUAAGAUCCAGCCAUAGUGAAAAAUUAGCUAAAAUACAUGAGACAAAAAUGGAUGUGCCAUCGAACAAAAUUUUAAACACAUCCGAAAUAAAGUCACCGAAUUUGCUCGAGGGUCAAUCGAAUCCACUAAAGCUAGCGAAAACCAAAGAGUUGGCGUCUUCAGCCAAAAACGCUAAUGCUACUGAAAUGAAGUCGUCUAAGGUACCUGAAGGGCAGAUCUUACCGCCAAAGAUAACUAAAACCAAGGUACAAUUGCUCGAUGAUUUGUUCGGCGGAAUAGAUUCGAACUUGCCUAGUAGCGCAACCGGUGCGAAUAAGCUUAACGUGCCUUCCAAAUCUCAUUCAGAUAAGAAGGACAAAUCUUCUUUCGAAAAAGAAAAGGCGGUUAAGAAAAUUGAAAGUAUAUCAUAUACUCCGCGUCACAAAAUUGAAAGCGAGAUUCGCCAGGCCGAAAAAGAAAAGGAGAAAGAAAGAUCGGUUGAUUUAUCUGAGAAAAAUCUGCACACCAAAAAACCGGACGUGGCCAACUUCAAAAUACCGAAAAAUAAGUCCGCUGGAUCCUCCUAUGCCAACAAAGCAAGCAAAGAUGAGAUUGCGAAAGAAUACGGAGCAACUGUAUCUAAAGGAAAAGAACAGACAAAAAGGCAGUCUAACGAUAAACCCAAUGAGCUUAAAGGACGAAUGUUCGCGGAUCUUGAACUUGCUAAACAAAAACAGGUUACUAAGAAUUCAAAUCGACCGUUCCCACCUAUCAAAGAGCUGCCGAAAGCGAAGGGAUCCAUAGAGAAUAUAGCCGUGGGAAGAUCCGCCCCUGGAACUCCGACUCCGAAUAUUGAAGAUGGAUUGGCUAGUCCAACUCCGACAUUUCCUUCAGCACCAGUGAAAAUGAACCAAAACCUCCUGGGCUCGGAAGAUCCUUUCAAGAGAAAACUCGGUCAGUUGAUGGAGUUCACAGGAAAUUUCGCGGAAUUCUCAAGGCCUCAAAGACGUCCAAGCUUAGGUGCUGAUGAUGAUGAAUAUGAUCCAACGAGUAACUUCAAGGUUGACGUGAAACCUGGAUUACCGCCAACUAACCCGGGAAUUAACAUACCUAGUAAAAGUGUACCGCCGUCAUCGCAUUUACCAGUUCCAUUACCGCCACCUACAGGAUUCAACUACGAUGAUUUCGACUACGACAGACCACCAACACCGCCACCUGGUCUUUUUGAUCCUAAUCUUUCUCAAUCAUCGCCAAAACCUAUUCAAAAAGUCCCACCUAAAUCCCCUUCAGGCUUCAAGCAACCCGUUUUUAUGAAACCAACUGCAACUUACGGUCAAGGUCACCCCACGAAUGCCCCAACGUAUCAGAGCUCAGUCAACAGAAGACAACCGAAUGGUCCCGGCGGGAUCCCACCGCCUGUUCGAAUGGUUCCACCUGGAAGAGCUUCAAGGGAAGGUGUCAAUCGGGCCAACUUCCCGGAAUCCAAUCAGAACAGGGUGGUCCCUCAUCAAACUACACAGACGCAUCAGUCACAAAUCUCAGUAGAUAGAAAUUCGACAAUUCCUCAGUUGAAGCGUAAGAAAGAUUUGAAUGAGUAUCUUCAAGAAACUAGAGCAGCGAAGGUCCAUCACCCGAUGAUAAUUCCUAUAGAGCGAGAGAAGAUGACUGUAUUACCGCCUACGCCGAUAAUCAUUCCUACGGAACGUGUCUCAGUGAAAAACAGUCGUACCCAACCAUCUCCAGUUAGUCCGACGGAGGAAAGUUUUGAAGUUGAAUCACACAUGAUCUCUCCCAAUUUGGAGCACAGAACAUCGCAAUCUAGUGCUUCAAAUGCCAACUCAACUGAAACAAGCCCUGUAAAUCAGAAAAUUAAGAGAACGCUAAGUGACAGUCGAAGUUCAUCAAAUGAGGAAAGUUCCCGACCCGGAACACCUGUGCUUGACGAGCCCUCAGAUCCCUUAAUUAUCAGAUCGACAGAUCCAAAUGAACCCAUACAAGCAAUCGACCCUUCCACAGUUCCUCUAUCACCCAAUGCCACAAUGAAACUGAUGAAGGUUUUAAUCGACCAGAAUUUCUACUGAUGAUUUAAAAUCUAUUUCCAAAACAUAACUGACAUUGAUACUCUUUCAGUUGUAUUUAGAUGUUACAGGCCGAUUAUAUUACUAGUAUAGUCCUUGUAGUGAAAUGUUUUG